AUGGUGGAGAUUAAGGAUGAGGAAGCUUUCUACUGUACUUGUGUUUACGCAAAUAACCAAGUUGAAGAUCGAAGAGGGCUGUGGGAAGAUCUGAUCCAUCAUCACAGUUCUCCUACUUUCAAGAAUAAUGCGUGGAUGAUAAUGGGUGAUUUCAACGAAAUUUUGGAAGGCAAUGAAAGCUCGAGGUUCGUUGAUACGGGUAGAGUUCCGUCUGGGAUGAGGGACUUUCAGAGUGUAGUUCUGCAAUGUCACCUUGUUGAUAUGACCUAUCAAGGGCCACAAUACACAUGGUUUAAUAAAAGAGAGGUGGGAGUAAUAUGUAAGAAGUUGGACAGAGUCUUAUUGAAUGAAGAGGCUGUACUACGGUUUCAAAAUGCGUAUUCUGUCUUUGAGCCUGGAGGUUGUUCGGAUCAUAUGAGAUGCAAUAUUCAAUUGCUGCCUAAGUCUGAGGUGAUCAAAAGGCCAUUCAAGUAUGUCAACUCUAUGAGUAGUAUCUCGUCUUUUUUGCCGAUGGUUAAAGAUUAUUGGGACUCUACUGUGGGUUUGUUCCACUCUACCUCUGCAAUGUAUAGAUUUUCAAAGAAGUUGAAGAAUCUGAAGCCGCUGAUCAGAGAGUUAGCUCGGGAGAAGUUGGGUAACUUGACUAAGAGAACUAAAGACGCUUAUGGAUUACUAUGUGAGAAGAUAAAGGCUACAUUAGCUUGUCCAAGUGAGACUACCAUUAAAGAAGAGACUUUCCAUCGUGCUAUUAGAUCGAGGCAAGCUCAGAACUUGAUUAGAGAAAUCCGAUGUCCAGAUGGGAACGUUGUUAACACUCAUGAGGAAGUUAAGAAGGAGGCAGAAAGAUUUUUCAAGGAGUUCCUGAAUAAGUGUCCAUCGAAUUACCAAGGUACAACAGUGGAGGAAUUGCGAGAUUUGCAUACUUUUAGAUGUACUCCUGAGGAUUGUGGAUUACUAGAAGCGGAGGUCACUGAUGAGGAAGUUCUAAGGGUUCUGUUUGCUAUGCCAAACAAUAAAUCUCCCGGGCCAGAUGGCUUCCCUGCAGAGUUCUUCAAGACUACAUGGCCAGUUCUGAGUAAAGAUUUCAUCGUUUCGAAGCUUGACUCUCUUGAGAUGAAGGACUUUCGACCCAUAGCGUGUUGUAACGUCCUCUACAAAGUGGUUUCUAAGAUAUUGGCUAACCGUUUGAAGCAGGUUCUACCUCGUAUCAUUCAGGAGAAUCAGUCAGCGUUUGUUCAAGGUAGAUUACUUAUGGAGAAUGUCUUACUCACUUCUGAGCUUGUCAAAGAUUACCACAAAGACACGGUCAGCCCCAGGUGCGUUAUGAAAAUAGACAUCUCCAAAGCUUUCAACUCGGUACAGUGGUCUUUUGUGUUGGAAAGCUUGCAAGCAUUGGGGUUUCCUGUGAAUUUUAUUCACUGGAUUAAGCUCUGUAUCACCAGUCCUUCCUUCUCGGUUCAAAUAAAUGGGGACUUGGCGGGCUAUUUUCAAAGUUCAAGAGGUCUCCGCCAGGGCUGCUCUCUCUCUCCGUACUUAUUUGUUCUUUGUAUGAAUGUACUCUCACUGAAGUUGGACAGAGCAAUGGCUGAGAGGAGAUUUAAGGUUCAUCCGGGUUGUAAGAAGCUAUCUCUCACUCAUCUCUGCUUUGCGGAUGACUUAAUGGUAUUUGUAGAAGGCUCUAAGGAUUCUAUACAGGGUGCUUUCUCAGUAUUUGAAGAAUUUGAAGUUUGGUCUGGGUUAAGCAUAAGUGUGGAGAAGUCUACAAUUUAUAUGGCUGGUAUAACAACUGAGGAGAAGAGUAAUAUCUUGACUAACUUCAAGUUUGCUGAAGGAGAACUUCCGGUGCGUUACUUGGGACUACCAUUGAUGACUCAAGCUAUGAGAACCCAAGACUACUCUCCCCUGCUAGAGCAUGUUCGUAAUAAAAUAAAUACUUGGACUUGUCGGUACCUAUCUUAUGCAGGGAGACUCCAGCUCAUAAGCUCUGUGAUCAUCAGUAUUGUAAAUUUUUGGAUAGCUGUGUUUCGUAUUCCCUGUAGCUGUAUAAGGGAGGUGGAGAAAAUCUGUUCAGCUUUCUUAUGGACUUGUCCAGUGCUCAAGUCUUCUAAUGCUAAGGUAGCUUGGAAGGAGGUAAGCUGUCUGAAGUGUGAAGGAGGUCUUGGGAUACGUGACUUGAGGGAAGUGAAUAAGGUCUAUGGGCUUAAGUUGAUAUGGAGAUUGCUAUCUGGGGAUUCUUUAUGGGGCAAGUGGAUUCAUGCUAACCUACUGAAAGGGAAGAGUUUUUGGGUAGUGAAGUCUAAUCCGCAAGUGGGGUCGUGGAUGUGGCGGAAAAUGUUGAAACUAAGAGAAGUGGCUAAACUGUUUUAUAAGAAGGAGCUCGGGAAUGGAAGACACACUUCAUUCUGGUAUGAUCACUGGUCUGAGAAAGGGGUGCUUCACGACUUGUUAGGAGAUAGAGGAGUUAUUGAUCUGGGUAUAGGGAAAGAUGAGUCUGUGGAGGAUGCUCUGUUGAGUAGUAGGAGAAGAAGAAAACAUCGUGUAAGUAUCCUCAAUGAUCUUGAGGAAGAGAUGAGAAACACCAGAAGCAUGCUUGAUCCAGAAGGUAAAGAUGUGAGUAUUUGGAAAGGGAAAUCGGCUUACAAACAGAAGUUUUCUACUCAAGAAACUUGGAAGCAGGUGAGAGUUGGAAAUCCUUUUUGUGUUUGGGCAAGUGGAGUGUGGUUCUCUCAUGCUACUCCUAAAUUUGCGUUCAUGGCGUGGUUGGCUUCAAGGGACAGACUAUCUACAAUGGAUAGAGUAGUAAAGUGGAGUCAUGGUGUUGAUACCACUUGUGUUCUCUGCAAUGCUGCGCAGGAAUCGAGAGAUCAUCUCUUUUUUGAGUGUCAAUAUACGGCUCGAGUUUGGGAGUUUAUUGUGAAAGGGAUCUUGGGUAGUUCAUAUACGAAUCAGUGGUCAGAGAUCAUGGUUCUCAUAACAGAUUCGUCGAGGGAAAGGAAGAGUCUGUUCUGUCUAAGAUAUUCUUUUCAAGCAGUACUUUAUGGUGUGUGGAGAGAAAGAAAUAAGGUCAGGCACGGUGAUCGGAUGAUGCAUGUUCCUAUUCUUCAAAGAUUGAUUGAGAAGAGCAUUAGAAACAAGAUUAGUGUUCUGCGCAAAAAGGGGAUAAAGGGAAUGGAGAUGAUGAUGCAAUAUUGGUUUCUAAAUAGGAUGUAA
Messenger RNA from Brassica rapa (field mustard), 3210 nucleotides. RefSeq lists its product as uncharacterized. NCBI's taxonomy places the organism in Eukaryota, Viridiplantae, Streptophyta, Magnoliopsida, Brassicales, Brassicaceae. The record is from RefSeq and is a predicted model, not a curated record.